AUGUCUUUGGUGCAGCACGUUUCUGUCAUCGAAGGUGUAGAUCGAGAACCUGAACAUCAGGAUGAUAGCACCAUUGCGACCGCGGUGACGGGUGAGCCUUUCGCUCCGAUCCAUCGCAAGAUCAGCUACGAUGUCCUCCAGCCUCCACCUGCUCCGGUCGAGGUAGCUGGAACCCCUGCCUAUAAGGUUUCGACCGCAAAGCGACUGGCCCAGGUUAUCGUUACUAUACUUGCGUGUUGGUUCGCGGCAGGCGUGGUCUUCGGAUUCGCUGCCUUGAAGCCGGUUCUGGUCGCAGAAGGUGUCUAUCGAGAUCUGUGUACCGAGGACGAAUUACGCGACGGGGUGGAAGUCUGCUCCGAACAGGAUCUAAGGUUGAACCUAUUCUUUACCAUCGGCUCCAUCACAGCCAAUGUGUCUGCCCUCCCGGUCGGCACUAUCCUUGAUCGCUAUGGAUCACGUAUCUGUGGCUUUGCCGGCUGCCUGCUACUUGCGCUUGGUAGCUCGCUGAUGGCAUACUCCUUCUCCCAGCCACAGUUCGAUGGCUACAUGGCGGGGAAUUUCUUCCUCGCACUGGGAGGUACAUUCAUUUUUGUGCCUUCUUUUCAGAUCGCAAACGCCUUUCCCAAGUAUGCAGGUACGAUCGUCGCUCUUGUUACUGGCGCCUUCGAUGCGUCUGCAGCGGUGUACCUAUUCUAUCGUCUGGUCUACGAGAUGACCGAUGGAUCAUUUGAUCCUGGGAAGUUCUUCCUGAGCUAUACCAUAGUGCCUGGUUUCAUUCUGGUCGCGUUGAUUACACUCAUGCCGUCCCAUGACUACCAGGGUACGCAUGAACUCGAAGUAAAAAUCGAAAGAGCAGAAGACGCUACGCGCGAUAUCCAUGACUCGGACGACGAUAUCGAGAGCGACACGGAGCUACGACGUGUCCGCAGUGAGCGCGCUGAGCGACGCCGAAAUAAGAUGCGCAAGAUUGCCAAGGUGCUGGGGGACAAGGGGGAGCGGAAAGAACGGGAGCAACGAGAAGAGGAUCGCCAUGCUGCAAGCGCCGUCUGGGGGGCGCUCCACGGCCAGCCUGCCCAUAAGCAGAUGACCACACCGUGGUUCAUCCUGAUUACCUUGAUGACAGUCUUGCAGAUGCUGCGGAUGAACUACUUCAUUGCCACCAUCCGUGCUCAAUACGCGUAUAUGCUCGACUCGGAUGAACUCGCUGUUCAGAUCAACAGCUUCUUCGAUGUUGCUUUGCCGGUUGGCGGGAUUAUUUCCACGCCCUUUGUGGGCCUCCUCCUUGACCACAUCAGUGUUCCUGCUGUACUUGCUAUCAUUGUGGUUCUGACGACGGUGAUUGGCAUUCUGAACUCAAUACCUGUUCUGUGGACAGGAUACGUGACCGUUACAUUGUUUGUUUUGCUGCGACCACUCUAUUAUUCGGCCAUGUCUGACUACGCGACGAAGGUAUUCGGAUUUGCCACCUUUGGCAGAGUCUAUGGCACCAUCAUCUGUGUGUCGGGAAUGGUGAACUUUGCCCAAUAUGGACUCGAUGCGUUGACUCAUGGUCCCUUUGAUGGAAAUCCCAUUCCAAUCAACAUCUUCUUUGCCAUCGCUGGCUUCGUGAUAGGAACCGCGCUGGUAUCGUUUGUGUACGUGGCCGGGCGGCGACUACGGGCACGGGAGCAAGAACUGGAGGAGGAUGAGGAACGACAGCGGUUGAUUCGGGAGGAGAGCGACGAAGAAGACUACGAAGAUUGA
Messenger RNA from Aspergillus luchuensis, 1743 nucleotides. Its product is annotated as putative MFS transporter. Gene Ontology annotation, biological process: transmembrane transport. Gene Ontology annotation, cellular component: fungal-type vacuole membrane. Gene Ontology annotation, molecular function: transmembrane transporter activity. The record is from RefSeq and is a predicted model, not a curated record. The transcript is spliced from 4 exons. The coding region runs from base 1 to 1743 and encodes 580 amino acids. NCBI's taxonomy places the organism in Eukaryota, Fungi, Ascomycota, Eurotiomycetes, Eurotiales, Aspergillaceae.